This is a messenger RNA of Closterium sp. Yama58-4, 480 nucleotides long. Lineage: Eukaryota; Viridiplantae; Streptophyta; Zygnematophyceae; Desmidiales; Closteriaceae. The record is from the annotation of a GenBank genome assembly.
AUGAAGAACCCCCCCCGGAAAAGCGAGGAUCAUCUGACCCUCGCUCACAUCCGGGAUAAGGUGGAGGUGGAGGUGCUGGAGGAUGUGUGCGAGGAGGAGCUGGAGGAGCUCAUCUCCAACCCUUUCUACCCCGACCGUGCUGCCGUCCCGAGCAAGGACAGCGAUGCAGAGCUAGUGGAGGAGGAGGAGGAGGAGGAGGAGGAGGAGGAGGAGGAGGAGGAGGAGGAGGAGGAGGAGGAGGAGGAGGAGGAGGAGGAGGAGGAGGAGGAGGAGGAGGAGGAGGAGGAGGAGGAGGAGUACGAGGAGGACGGCAAGGAGGAUGACGAGGAUGAGGAGGAGGGUGAGGAGGAUGGAGGUGUGGUCGCGGAGGAGGAGGGGGCUGGAGGGUGGUGGGAGGAUGAUGGAGAAGAGUGGUGGGCAGAAGGGCGAUAUGACGGGGAGGAGGUGGAAACCUGGGUUGCUGGUCAGGAUGAGGAUUAG